Molecule: messenger RNA, 273 nt
Organism: Penicillium cataractarum
Lineage: Eukaryota; Fungi; Ascomycota; Eurotiomycetes; Eurotiales; Aspergillaceae
Product: Major facilitator superfamily domain general substrate transporter
Exons: 1
Coding region: 1-273 (90 amino acids)
Source: RefSeq, a predicted model, not a curated record
AUGGGCCUCCUCCAUCCCUGCUUUCUUGCCACUAUCCUUACCCCUUUGCCAGGUAUCUUUCUCAAAUUUGGCGCCGUCCUGCGCGCUCGCUCGAAGUUCGCAAACGAGGCCAACGCGCAAUUGGCUAAGCUGCAGCAGACACGUCGGGAGGUCCAGGAAAGGUUUGAAAACAAACAAGUCACAGGGAUGGACGCCAAGAAUCCCUCAUUUCUUACCUCUCAAGAGUCAGUGACCAGUGAUGACAAAGACAAGAACUUGAACCAUGGCUUAUAA